UUUUUUUAUUCGUUAGAAAUAGAUGGAGUCAAAUCUUCCUUAAUAUAGUACAAAGGUUUUUUACAAAUAUCACAAAAUAUUUUCAGUAUUUAUGAUAUAUUAAAUUACCGAAAUAAAGAUAUACAUUUGCAGAUCUUUGAAGAACGUGGUCACUACGAAUUGUACGGUGUUAUGCUUUUUUUCUCUUUUCACCAACGGUAGUACUACGCGUAAAAAAAAACCAAUCACAACAUUGGGUUGUAUACGAUCCUUAGAAUUUUAUCAUUCAUUUGAAUUAAAGGGAUCCUUAAAUAUUGUAUUAAUCUCCGAUAUAAAUUUUACGUUACUUUCUGUGCUCGGAUUAAAAAGCUUCGAUUAAUAUAUAUAUAUAUAUAUACACAUACAUACUUCUGAAUAAAACGGAAAAAUAAUUUUACGACGUUUACAUAACGGUGUAAAAUUUUCAUUUCUUUAACGAAGAAAAUGGAGGAUUCCUUUGAAAAUAUUAAUCCCAAAUUAUACAAAAAAAUAGAUGAAAGAGAAAUUACUGCGGAAGAUGAAGAUGAAGAUAUUGUAGAUGAAUUUGAUGCACGUGAAAUUUUCGAUUUGAUUAGAAACAUCAAUGAUCCUGAACAUCCUUUGACAUUGGAAGAAUUGAAUGUGGUAGAACAAAGUCUCAUCGAAAUUGAUAAUAAAGCAAGCACAGUUCACGUAAAAUUUACUCCAACGAUACCACAUUGCAGUAUGGCAACAUUAAUUGGUUUAUCAAUUAGAGUACAAUUACUGCGAGUUCUACCUUCAAGAUUUAAAGUUAGUGUUGAAAUUACGCCAGGUACUCAUAUGUCAGAGGCAGCAGUAAAUAAGCAAUUAGCUGAUAAAGAAAGAAUAGCAGCAGCUCUUGAAAAUAAUCAUCUACUUGAAGUGAUUAAUCAAUGUAUUGGCAUAAAAUGUUAAUAUUAUCUAAAAGUUAUCUGAAGAACUAAAAUUCAUAUUUACGAGAAAGUCAUCACGUAACACCAACCGUUGUGACAAAAUAACGAAUCGAACCUUCGAAACCUCCCAAGAACCUGGUAUUCAUCGCGUAGAGUGUAGAAGAUUGAAGAUCGCUUCUUGGACAGGAUUACCCACUUUACGCCCGGGUAGCAGGUCAACCAGGGCGAAAGAUAAUGGGAUUGAGCGUUCUUCGAAAAGAACAAGAUAGUGAAGCUGUCACAGGAGAGGAACUACACCAAGUUCAGCCUUGUGUCAACGUCGUAUCGGGAUCCCUUUGAUCGUGCCGAUAAAACCUGGUUAGUACAGAAUUUUCGUGAAGACGAACACCUAGUUAGAUGAAGUCAUUUUUGCUGAGAAAGCUGACCGUCCAUUACGUAUCAGUGUUCCAUUAAUUACAAAUCGUAAUAAUUAUUUUGAUUAGGAUCUAUAACCUUGUCUGAGAUUAUAUUAUGUGACGAUUCAUUUUGAUCAAUACAAUGAUCUGAUUUGUAGUCCAUAAGACUUCGUGUUUACGUAAGUUUAAAUUUCUGAAUGAGUUCUGUUCGUUUUCUGAAAUGAUUACGCACUUUAUAUAGUGGACAAAGGAAAGUGUAAAAUUGGUAAUUGGACAUAUGAAAAUUAACAACUUUUGUACUAGACUUUUUUAAGAUAUCAUCCAUUCUUUCAUCUAUAUAUUAUAUCUAUUCAUUGUCAAUUAUAUCAUAAUUUCGUUUUAUAAAAUUAUAGUGCUUUUCACGCCAUUCAUUUUUAAUUUGCCAACGACUAAAGUAUAGAAUUAGAACUAAAGGAAUUAAUGUGAAAAGCAUAUGGAAAAAUAUGUAAUUCAGAGAAAAUAAAUUUUCAUUCGUAUGCUUUACAAAAAAUCAUUCAGAUCCCUAAAAGUGUCAUUAUAUAUAAAUCUAUAAAAUUUCUAUGACGAAUUAUAAGUUGGUAUUUUAUAUUAUGUAAUACGCGAAACAGAUCUCUAUUUAGAUUGCGUUUCUUUAUCUUUCUAAAAAUAUGAAUCUGAAUAAGCAACUGUACUCUACAAAUAAACCUCAAAGAUAGUGUGUAUUCAAAUAAAGGAAACAGACACGUGA
Molecule: messenger RNA, 2051 nt
Organism: Bombus huntii
Lineage: Eukaryota; Metazoa; Arthropoda; Insecta; Hymenoptera; Apidae
Gene: galla-2
Product: MIP18 family protein galla-2
Exons: 5
Coding region: 463-933 (156 amino acids)
Biological process (GO): iron-sulfur cluster assembly
Cellular component (GO): cytosolic [4Fe-4S] assembly targeting complex
Source: RefSeq, a predicted model, not a curated record